Messenger RNA from Filobasidium floriforme, 1292 nucleotides. RefSeq lists its product as uncharacterized. Gene Ontology annotation, molecular function: chromatin binding. Bases 190 to 1191 code for a protein of 333 amino acids. NCBI's taxonomy places the organism in Eukaryota, Fungi, Basidiomycota, Tremellomycetes, Filobasidiales, Filobasidiaceae. The record is from RefSeq and is a predicted model, not a curated record. The transcript is spliced from 4 exons.
CAGACACCAUCUCGACAUCAACAUCGACUUCUCAACAAUCAAUCUCUCUUGUCACUGAUAGCUGAUAGCUUGAUUCGGUACAUCUUCGCUCUUGAAAUCACCACCAAACGCUUCUUGAAACAAUUCUCCGACUCGAAUACUACCUCCCACCGACAAUUUCCAGCCGCCAUACAGUACGACGUCGUGAUCAUGUCCUCUCGUCGUUCAGGACACCUCAUCGUCUCCCGAAACAACAAUCGAACCAAAAACAACUCUACCGCUACCGCCCCCGCCCGGGCGAGUAAACGACAAUGUGUGAGGGAGGAUAUCAAUUACGCCCCUGUCGCUCUGGUAGAGGAGGAAGAUCAGCGGGACGAAGACGAGUACGAGGAGGAAGAUGAUGAGGAAGCACCCGCUCCGGCAGCUAGUAAACGUCGAGGAAGGCCUUUAGGAUCUACCAAGCGAAAGGCUCCCGCUAGCGAAGAUGGCAUUGAAGACCAAUUACAACCUGAGCCGAAGAAGGGGAGGGGAAGGCCCAGGAAGGGAGCUGUUGCAGCUGUUGGAGUGAAGGGUGCUCAGAAGGCUCGAGCUAAAGGUGUAGGGAAGAAGCAGGCGCAGGUAGAGUCGGAAGAUGAGGUUAGGAGCGACGAGGAGGAAGAGCAACAGGCGGAUGAAGAAAGAGAAGAAGAACAGGAGAUUGAGGAUGAGGACCCGUUGCCAACCCCGGAAGAACUGAUGGACAAACGGAGGUUCCAUUCGUACUCCAAGUUCAAGUUGCCGGCGGAUUCGGAGGAUGAUACGGCGGAUGAUCUGACUUUUGCUGUGGGGAAGACCGUCGCUCUUCGCGCUCCCCCCGGAACAAAGACUGAAUGGCUAGCCCGCAUUGAUUACAUCGCCGCGGCAAACCAAGCUCUCGUUUACUGUCUCGUUACGUGGUUUUACCUUCCCGCACAGCUUCGAGAGGUAGGGAUUCCAACCAUUGGGAGGCCCAAGGUCUUGAAGGGAGAAGUUUAUCUGAGUGACCAUCGGGAGGUGAUCGAGACGAGUACUGUCGAUUCCCAUGUCCAAAUCGAUUUCCAUCCGAACUACCUGCCCGCCAAAUCCGAUUACUUUUAUCGCAAGCAGGUUGUUACAAAAGCCGAGACCCACAAGGAGCUCGGGGGCAAGGGGAGGUUUUACAAGCCUUACAUUGCGGAUGUCUCCGAGGAGUAGCCAAAUCCUUCCGCUCUCCUUUCGUCUCUACUUGCAACCAGCAUUCGACUUCUUCUCUUGUUCGCACUUCCAUUUCGCCCGAGUAAUCAUAUAUGUAAUCU